AAUAUGGCGAUACCCAGUGUACACAUGGUUGUGUAGACGUUUUAGUUUCCCUUAAAUCAACAAGAAGCUCUCACUUACAGAAAGUAAUUUUAGGUUUUAGUGUCAGAGUGUGGUACAACACAGGAGCCCAACACAAGGAGGGGUUCCGGGCAGCAGGUCUUAAUGCUUCGACGCCUGUCGGCUUCUCUGAGUAGAAUUAUCCGAAAAACAAGAAAUAUGGAAGAAGCUCUCGACCUCAGUAAACAUGCUACCCGAGAGCAGGGUAUGGAGAAGAGGCCUUUGGAGAAGGUUGAGGAAGACAGCCCUGAAGAAGAACCUGCACAGAAGAAAUCUAAACAAGAGCAAGUUGCUCCGAUGCAGGGUCGAGCUGACCGGAAGAGGAAGGUGGCCAUGCUGCUGGCUUACUGUGGCAAGGGUUACUAUGGCAUACAAAGAAACAGAGGAUUUAACACCAUCGAGGAAGAAUUACUGACAGCCCUACUCAAGAAUGAGCUCAUUCCACAGGAACACUUUGACUGUCCACAGAAGAUGUCCUUCCAGAGAGCAGCCCGAACAGACAAGGGUGUCAGCGCCGUAGGGAAUGUGGUGUCGUUGAAGAUGCUGCUCAAUCAAGACACUUUAGUGGACAACAUCAAUGCGAGCCUGCCGCCACAGAUCAGGGUUAUUGCAUACAGGAGAGCAACAAAAGCCUUCAAUAGUAAAAACCAGUGUGGUGGCCGAACAUAUGCCUACAUGACACCAACGUACGCGUUUGCACCACUCAAGAAGUUCAUAACCGCAGAAUACAGAAUCACAGAUGAUAUUAUCAAAGAGGUCAACAGAAUUCUUACGAUGUACAAGGGAACUCACAACUUCCACAACUUUACCUCUGGCAUAAAACCAAAUGAUCCUAGCGCCAAGAGAUAUAUCAUUAGUUUUGAGUGUGGCCAGCCUUUUGUAACGGAGGGCAUCGAGUUUGUUAUCUUGAGGGUCAAAGGGCAAAGCUUCAUGCUUCAUCAUAUACGGAAGAUGAUCGGACUGAUGAUAGCCAUAGUGAAGGGCUACUGUGGUGAGGAGGUGAUGGACAAGGCGUGGCAGCCGGACAAGGUAGAUGUCCCCAAGGCCCCAGGAGUUGGUCUGAUGCUGGAGCAGCUCCAUUACGACGGCUACAACAAGAGGUUCGGUAAAGAUGGAAUGCAUGAAGCUUUGGACUGGUCGGAAUACGAGGAAGUGCUGGAAAAAUUCAAGAAAGAGCAUAUUCUUUCCCACAUCGUCCAGUCUGAGAAAGAAGAAAGUGUUAUGUUGAAGUGGCUUGGGACGUUGCACUUCCACAAGUUUGACAUCAAAGACGAGGAGGUGCCGCGGUGGAAAAUGUUCAAAAUAUAUGGUGAUCUCAAGAAGGAGACAGAGGGCAAGAAUCAAGAUGGUAACAGGGAUUCGUCCGAUUCUACGGACUGUACUGAUAGCGGAACCACAGAGAAGAAGGAUGACACCGUAGCAGCUGGGGAUGCUGAAGUCAUCACAGAGGACGACUCAGAGACGAUCAAAUCACGUGGAACCAAACCUGAUGAAACUGUAUCAGAGGAUAAAUCUGAGACCAAGCCGGAUGUGAAACCUGAUAGUACAGAACCAAUGACAGACUCCGCACUCUCAGAGCUGUGGCGAAAAGGUAGCCACCAGUUCUGACAGCGCCGUCCAGAGCUGAUGAUUCAGCCUCGACAGAGAGGCAGAACUAUCACUGAGAUCUUUUUAAUAAAAAGGAAGAUUUAUGAAACUCCAUGAUACAUUAUCAAGGUAUAAAAUUAUACCCUCAUUUAAUAAUUAUAAAUACCCUGGAUCAAGGCUUCUGAAGUGACAACAUCUCAAUCUCUCGUCACUGUCUUCACUUGUUUUGAGUUAUUGCAGGGGCUGUGGGGUAGCCUAGUGGUUAAAGUGUUCGCUCGUCAUGCUGAAGACCCCAGUUCAAUUCUCCACAUGGGUACAAUGUGUGAAGCCCAUUUCUGGUGUCCCCAUCACGAUAUUGCUGGAAUAUUGCUAAAAGCGGCGUAAAAUCAUACUCAUUCACUGUUUGGAGUUGUUGCUCUUGUUAUCUAAGUGGAGCUUAAAAAGAAGCCAUGGUAACAUCAGGAUCCAGGGUAGUUAUAGAGAUGUUACCCUGCAUCAUCGAGGAUGAGCAUAAAAUCCAUUUUCACUCAGUUUUAGUGAUGGGUAACGAAACUAUACACAGACAAUACGAAACGACCUCCUGUGGAAAACUAUUUUUAUUAAAUGACUUGAUUUGGUGUACUUAAUCUUUCACAAGUUUAAUAAAAAUGGUAUUUUACGGAA
Molecule: messenger RNA, 2307 nt
Organism: Haliotis rubra (blacklip abalone)
Lineage: Eukaryota; Metazoa; Mollusca; Gastropoda; Lepetellida; Haliotidae
Product: tRNA pseudouridine synthase A-like
Exons: 18
Coding region: 163-1665 (500 amino acids)
Biological process (GO): mRNA pseudouridine synthesis; tRNA pseudouridine synthesis
Cellular component (GO): nucleus
Molecular function (GO): pseudouridine synthase activity; RNA binding
Source: RefSeq, a predicted model, not a curated record